Messenger RNA from Eupeodes corollae, 1649 nucleotides. Its product is annotated as lysosomal acid phosphatase. The record is from RefSeq and is a predicted model, not a curated record. NCBI's taxonomy places the organism in Eukaryota, Metazoa, Arthropoda, Insecta, Diptera, Syrphidae. Gene Ontology annotation, molecular function: phosphatase activity. The coding region runs from base 373 to 1563 and encodes 396 amino acids. Gene Ontology annotation, biological process: dephosphorylation. The transcript is spliced from 6 exons.
GCAGCUGAAAAAGCAUUGCUAAACAACUUGAAGUUCGAAGCUUUAAAAUACCUACGAUAGAAUGUUUGUUUGGAUUAAGUGUUUGGUGUAAAAAAGAAAAACAACAACAAAUACUUUUUUAGUUAGUAAUAACUUGUUUAACAUUUUGCAUUCGUUUACAAACUAUUCCAUAAAGUGUAUGACAACAACUACAGUUCCUAUUUUAGAUAAAAGAAAACCAUAUUUCCCUACAACAAAUAAAAGAAUGUCUACGUAAUCAAAGUUUAUAAAAUAAUUUCUUUUUAUCUUGGCAAUCGAGUGAAUCUAAUUGAAGUUGUUUUCCAUUGGAUUGGAUUGGGUGCUCGAAUUGUUAAUCAUAACAAUUUAAUCAUCAUGUCAAUAGCAAAGCAAAGUAAAUGUCAAAAACGACGUGCAACAAAAAUCACUGUAAUAGUUUUGGCGGGUGUUAUCUUUGCUGUGCUAACGUCAUAUAUUGCUUUCGGGCAAAAGCAAAGUUUACAUGACAGCACUAUUCGUAUGGCAGCUAUUUUAUUUAGACAUGGCGAGAAGAAUCCAACAAGUUUCUAUCCUAAUGAUCCACAUCAAAAUAGGGAAUGGCCAGGAGGGCCUGGAGCACUUACUGCGAGAGGCUCAUUACAAGCAUUUAGCUUAGGUCAAAAUUUACGUCUUCGAUAUCAUUCCUUACUUCCGACAGAAGGCAUGUAUUCUCAACAGAAUAUGUUUGUUCGAAGCAGUUAUGCAGAACGCUGCAUAAUGAGUGCUCAAGCUAUGUUAGCUGGUUUUAUGCCACCUACUGAAAGUACGUCAGUUCUUCCUUUUCUCUGGCAACCAGUUCCAGUGACAUCAGUUCCUCGACUUGACGAUACUCUAAUUGCUCAGAAAAAACCAUGUCUCAAAUAUGAUAAAAUGAUGAAAGAAAUUUACUCAAAUCCUCCACCAGACUUGGCUCAAUUAGAUGCUGACAAUUUAGAACUUUAUCAUAAUUUAACUGAGUUCACAGGAAAGCCAAUCAAAACUGUCCUAGAUGUUGAAUUUUUGUAUAACACUCUCAAAGCUGAAGAAGACAUGGGACUUCAACUACCUCAAUGGACAGUAGGUGUUUACCCUGAUCGAUUAGUGCCCUUAGCAGAAAAGAGUUAUACACUUUUCACGGAUAAUGACUACAUGAAACGCAUCCGAGGAGGUGCAUUUGUUGGGGAAGUCUACAACAAGAUGGCAGCCAAAGUAAAUAAAACACUCGAAUCAAGUCGAAAUUUAUUUUUUUACUCUGGGCAUGAUGUGACUUUGGUGAAUGUUAUGAAUUCAAUGGGAAUUUUAAAUCAAACUUCAACACUGCCAGAUUUUUCAUCAGCUUUGGUCUUUGAAUUGCACGAAAUGUCAAAUUUACCAGAACAAUAUGAAGUUAAAGUCGUAUACUAUCAAGACAGUAAAACAGAUAACCCUAAUGUUAUAAAUGUUUUAAAUUGUCCAACACCCUGUGACUUAGAGAGUUUUAAGAAAUCUAUGAGUGGAUUAUUAUUCGAUAGCUAUGACGAAGUAUGUGAGAAUCCGGAAAAAUGUUGAAAAAUGUAUUUUUAUUAAUAUUAAGCAUAGGAAAUUAGUUUAAGUAGACAAUUGUAAUUUUUAAGAAAUAAAUUUUAAAGAAAGUA